UGCUGUGAUUUGAAUGAGUAAAACGAACUCAUUCAAAUCAGUUUAUUAAGUCGCAUCUGUUAGAUUUGCAACAUUUGGGAAACACCGGUGUUUUAUUCACUCUGUGGACGCGCGUGUUCUCCCCCACUCUGUGACUGUCGACGCUUCCUCUUUAAUGUGAACCACUAAGGACGGGAGAGUCGGGGAAGAGGGAGCGCAGAGGGAAAGGGCGAGGCGCACAAGAAGCUUUUAGUAUGCGCUGCAAUGCCCAACUGCAGCCCACUCAUCUCAACUAUGGUGAAUUACGGUGAAAUAUGAGAAAUUAGAAGGCGAGCCGGCGGUUCAAAAACAGAUGGUCGUGAUGAAAAAAAACCCAUAGCCGCUGUUGUUGUUGGUCAAACCAAUGCUGAGACGGACAGAUGCCAAGGAGCAGAAGAACGACCGGAAGGCAACUCAAAAGAAGAAACUAACUGGAUAAAAAUUCAUGCGUCUGCGCAACAAGACAAUCCCGUCCCACUGCCGCCUUGAUGCAGAGGCAGAGUCAUCUGGGGACUGAUAACCCUUCAAAAACGAGCCCGUCUAUCAGAGGGGGCUUACUUUGGACCAAACUCAUCACCUGAGCCAUUGUCAUCAAGCUUUUUGCAGGCAGAGGUGCCUGUGCCCGAUCCCAUAAGUGCAAAGAAGGUUCACAUCCAGCCCACUGUGGCCCCAUCCUGUCUGAAAGCUGCAGGCCCCAUCUUCCUCCACCAUGAAGGUUGCCACCAGCGACCCUGCAGAUGAAGCAGCGACGCACUCAGGUCAGCCUCAUGACCAGUAUGACCCAGAGCCAGACCAUGAGUGUUGCGAGAGGGUUGUCAUCAACAUUUCAGGCUUGCGCUUCGAGACGCAGCUGAAGACCCUAUCUCAGUUUCCAGAUACACUGCUGGGGGAUCCCAAGAAAAGGAUGAGGUAUUUUGAUCCCCUCCGGAAUGAGUACUUCUUCGACCGGAACCGGCCAAGUUUUGAUGCCAUCCUGUAUUACUACCAAUCUGGUGGGAGGCUUCGCCGGCCUGUCAAUGUGACUCUGGACAUAUUUUCUGAGGAAAUCCGAUUUUAUGAGUUGGGUGAGGAGGCUAUGGAAAUUUUCAGAGAAGAUGAAGGUUUUAUAAAGGAAGAGGAGAGACCGCUGCCAGAAAAUGAGUUUCAGAGACAAGUGUGGCUUCUGUUUGAAUACCCAGAGAGCUCGGGUCCAGCUCGAAUUAUUGCCAUCAUUUCCGUCAUGGUGAUUCUUAUAUCGAUUGUAAGCUUCUGCCUGGAAACACUGCCACUUUUCCGAAGUGAAGAUGAGGAGAUGUACAAUUACCCGCUGCAUUCCAUGUCCAACUCCACCUCUACAUACGACCCCUCGACAUAUUUUACAGAUCCUUUCUUCAUUGUGGAGACCCUCUGUAUCAUCUGGUUUUCUUUUGAGUUCCUCGUUCGAUUUUUUGCCUGUCCAAGCAAAGCUGGAUUUUUUGGUAACAUUAUGAACAUCAUAGAUAUUGUGGCAAUCAUUCCAUACUUCAUCACCCUGGGCACAGAGCUUGCGGAAAGGCCAGAGGAUAGCCAGGCUGGCCAGCAGGCCAUGUCCUUGGCCAUCCUCCGUGUCAUCCGUCUCGUGAGGGUGUUUCGCAUCUUCAAACUCUCACGUCACUCUAAGGGUCUCCAAAUCUUAGGACAGACACUGAAGGCCAGUAUGCGUGAGCUGGGCCUCUUAAUCUUUUUCCUGUUUAUUGGUGUAAUUCUCUUCUCUAGUGCUGUCUACUUUGCAGAAGCAGACGAGCCACAUUCACAGUUUAGCAGCAUCCCUGAAGCAUUUUGGUGGGCAGUGGUUUCCAUGACCACUGUAGGCUACGGAGACAUGGUGCCGACCACUAUCGGAGGAAAAAUUGUGGGCUCUCUCUGUGCAAUCGCUGGUGUGCUGACUAUUGCCUUGCCCGUGCCUGUCAUUGUAUCAAAUUUUAACUAUUUCUACCACAGAGAGACAGAGGGUGAGGAACAAGCGCAGUAUCUGAAUAUCCCAAGUGUGCCUAAAGGCAAUUCUGCUGAUGAUCUGAAGAAGAGUGGUCGAAGUGGGAGCGGAUCCACCCUCAGUAAGUCUGACUAUGUUGAGAUCCAGGAGCCCGUUAACCACAAUACUGAGGACUUCAGACCAGAGGGCAAAAAUACAGGAAACUGCACUCUGGUCAAUACUAAUUUCGUAAAUAUCACUAAAAUGCGAACAGAUGUAUAAUGUGACUUGCAAUGGAAGGUCAAACAUUGUGAGUAUUGCAGAAAGAUGAAUUUAUGUCUCCCUCUGCUCAUGAAUUAUAGUACCAAGGAUAAAAACGCAGAACAAGGUGAGAGCAAGAUGAACUCACACAAACAGUAGAUGGAGAAGACCUCGUGUUCUCCUAUCACACAGAAUAAACAGUGCACUUUCCAGAACUGCCAGUCAUCUUGUUUAGGACAUUCUCAUGUCUGCAUGGAGUUAGUCUUAUACAGUAGAAAUAGUUUGUAACAGUGGUUGUCCUGCUUGCAUCAGUAGCCAACUAGUAGCCUAAUAAAUAAUAAUUCAUUAUUGCAACAAAAAGGGACCAGUAGUACAGGUCCCUCUAAAAAAAUUUGCAUAUUGUGAUAAAGUUCAUUAUUUUCCAUAAUGUAAUGAUAAAAAAUAAACUGUCAUAUAUUU
Molecule: messenger RNA, 2668 nt
Organism: Poecilia latipinna (sailfin molly)
Lineage: Eukaryota; Metazoa; Chordata; Actinopteri; Cyprinodontiformes; Poeciliidae
Gene: kcna2b
Product: potassium voltage-gated channel, shaker-related subfamily, member 2b
Exons: 3
Coding region: 728-2230 (500 amino acids)
Biological process (GO): potassium ion transmembrane transport; action potential; protein homooligomerization
Cellular component (GO): dendrite; axon terminus; voltage-gated potassium channel complex
Molecular function (GO): delayed rectifier potassium channel activity; protein binding
Source: RefSeq, a predicted model, not a curated record